Messenger RNA from Paramecium sonneborni, 775 nucleotides. The record is from the annotation of a GenBank genome assembly. NCBI's taxonomy places the organism in Eukaryota, Ciliophora, Oligohymenophorea, Peniculida, Parameciidae.
AUGAUAAUUUAUUAUAUAUUAGGAUUUCUAUAUUGUAUAAAUGGAGCAUUAGAUUAUCCAACAGCAUGUGAUUGCUAAGAACAUGUAAAUUAAACAAGUUGUGAAAGUCAUUAUUGUUUAUGGUAGGAAGAAAAAUGUAAAGUGGCUGAAUGUAAUUAGAGAUCAUUAGAUAACUGCAUUAAUGCAUCUUAAUUCUUAAGUUAAACUCCUCAUUAUUGUUAUAUAAAUAAUCAAAGAUGUGAAAAGUUAAACUCAUGUGAAGAUAUUUAAAUUAGUUUAAAAAAUGUUCAAAAAGCAAGAGAAUAAUGUUAACUUUAUUAAUGUGCACUUGAUUUAGUCACUGGAUAUUGUUUUAAACCAGAAAAAUGUGAUGAAAUUUAUGAUCAAUAUACAUGUGAUAGUUUCUUAAUUGCUAAAAGUAAUCCUUUAUAAAUUGAUUCUAUUUGUUAUUGGGAUAAAAGCUGUAAAACAAGAACUUCAUUUAUCAAAGAUUGUGAAUCAAUCUAAGAUUAAGAUGUUUGUUUAUAGGGAGGAUGUUAAUAUGAGAAUGAUUAGUGUAAAGAGAUUAAUUGCAAUAGUAGAAGUAUUAAAGAUUGUAAUGGAGAAUAUGUUGAUCAUUAAGGAAAAGUCUUAGUAUGUUAUGAAAAUAAUGAUAAAUGUGAACAAAUACAAACUUAAACAUUACAUAAAGCUUUGUGCAACUCUAUGAUUGGACAUACAUUCAAAGAUUAAUAAUGUUAAAAAUGCAUUUCAUAUUCUGAGCAUUGGAAAUGAU